Messenger RNA from Mya arenaria, 738 nucleotides. Its product is annotated as complement C1q-like protein 3. NCBI's taxonomy places the organism in Eukaryota, Metazoa, Mollusca, Bivalvia, Myida, Myidae. Gene Ontology annotation, molecular function: protein binding. Bases 104 to 649 code for a protein of 181 amino acids. The transcript has 6 exons. The record is from RefSeq and is a predicted model, not a curated record.
GCUUCCAUCACUUACGUUGAUAAUUGAAGAUUACAGAUAGGACUCUAGUGCAGUUUUGCGACUUUGUACUUAUCCAGUUUCGAAGGAACACAAGAGAAUAAUUAUGCGGUCUAUGAUUCUCCUUCCCGCGCUGAUGGCUGUCUGCGCCGUCCCUUCCGCUGCAAACUUCAUGAAGUUCGGAAAUCUUGUGGUCCCCGGGAUGGUGAAGCGGCACGAGGUCCCGUUCGCCGCGUUCUCAGCAGGUCUUACCACGAUGCAACACAACAUCACUGACAAAUCCAACGUCCAGUUCGACAAAGUGUUCAUAAACUCAGGCAACGGCUAUGACCCGAGCACGGGCGUGUUCACAUGCAACCAUGAUGGCGUCUACGUCUUCAUUUACCACGGACUCUCAGAAUCGGCAGGUACUCUGUGGUUGGACCUGUACAAGAACGACGAGUACCAGAUCACCGGAUAUGCUCACAACAACAACGACUGGGCCGCCGCCAGCAACGCCAUGCUGCUACAGCUGGCUGAAAAUGACCGUGUUUCCGUACAAGCGCAUGGCUCCAGCAAUCUAUACGGACUGACGGACGAAGUCUAUGCCACUUUCUCUGGAUUUAUUCUUAUUCCUCUCGGUCAAGGACAUGAUCACGUAGGCGGCCGAUAAUAACCGGGAACAGCCGAAAGGCGAAAACGGAAGUGACGUCAAAUUUUACGUAUUUGAAAAGUAUUGAAUAAAGAAUAUACUUGAUCGAA